UAGCCGAGUGUAAUAGUCACAGCUAGUGAGGCCCGUUUUGUGCGUUGCGUCUAGGGUUUCACUCCACAGCAGAACCCUAAUCUGAGAACGGGUCUUCUUCCUCUACCUAAUAUAUUCUUCUGCAUGGUUGCGUGAUCCCCAUGUUGCCAUUGGCGAAGCAUGUAAUAGAAGGAAAAUGGUCAAUGGAAGGCGCAGCGGCAUUUGCAUAGCUUUCAAUUGUGCGAGGGGCGCUCCCUCCCUCUACUGCCUGGGGCAUUGGACUACGUUUGCAUGAGCUUGGGCAAAAGUUUCUGCGCUUUGAUCAUCGGGUUUUGCAAGGGGUUUGCCAAAAUUAUAUGCUGACAGCGUCCUGGGCCGAGGCGCUUGGCUUGAGUAUCUGUGUUUGAGCAGUGAGCACUGCUCACAUUUGGAAUUGAUCACUUGCGUGGAUCAAUCUAGCCUGGGAAGGCCCAACCUCAGUCAUGGCUUUUGAGGAAGAUGAGGAGUCCCUUGAGCAGACGCUCCUAGUUGUCCGUGAAGUUCAUGUAUAUAAGAUCCCUCCGAGGCAGGGCAGCGGCGGCUACAAAUGCGCGGAGUGGCUUGUCUCUGAUCGGAUAUGGUCUGGAAGGAUGCGCGUCAUCUCCCAUGGACACAAAUGCGAGAUACGUCUGGAGGACAACAACACGGGCGAGCUGUUUGCCGCCUGCCCCGUCCAGGCCGGCAAGCGCGAGGCGAGCGUGGAGAGCGUCACCGACAGCUCGCGCUACUUUGUGCUGCGCAUCUCAGACGGCGCCGGAAAGCAUGCGUUCAUCGGCGUGGGGUUCAACGAGCGAAACGAGGCGUUUGACUUCAACGUUGCGCUCUCGGACCAGGAAAAGUGGACGUUGAGAGAGACGGAGAGAGCGGACGAGCCAGAGGAGGCGCCAGCUGCGUCGCCGGCAGCCAACCUGAAGCUCAAGGAAGGAGAGACGAUACGUAUCAGCGUGAAGACAAACAAGCCCGAGCGAGCGGGCAUGCUCUCGUCUGCCGCCACAAGCACGACCUCCAGCCCCCUCAAAAUGCCGGCCAUGAAGGCCCCCCUCGCGCCACCCCCCGGGGGGGGUCGAAUUCGCGGGCCCGUCCAUUCGAUCCCCAGCACCCUCUCAGGCAAAAUCACCCCCCCGUCGUCGAGACCGGGGUCAGCGGGGCUGACAGCAGGGUCGGGUGGCCCGCAGGCAAAGUUCACCGGCGAUCCGUUUGCGGACCUGUCACAACUUGAUCUGAGUCUGCCCUCAACGAACUCCGCCCCACAACCACCACAAACCAAGCCAGCGGGGUGGGCCGCUUUCUAGGUGUUGGGCAAAGGUGACCACCGUCCGUGGAUGCAUGCAGCAACCCCCUUGCCAAUUCUGAGGCGACGAAUGCAUGUGAAGCAAGUAUUAACAACGGUGUGAAGCAUGUAGAUGCACAACUGUAGAGACGGACCUCAUCACUGCUGAUUUUAGCAUACCGUUUGCAACCAAGUAGUCACCGACAAGAUUGAUGCUCACACAGAACAUCCUGUGCCGGAGGCUGACAAUACAUCAAUGGAACAUCUCUCAGCAUCCCAUCGCCAUUGCAAAGGCGGAUCUGUCUGCCCCUCGCUCACCUGCUUAUGCGGAGCUACAGCUGAACAAUGGAUCUCCAAUCAAAAAGAUCAACGGUGUAAGCCUUGCACCAAACGCACUUGUUGGAACGAGUAUGUGCACCGAUGGAGUCUAUUCUGGGCAAGUCCCGC
This is a messenger RNA of Klebsormidium nitens, 1735 nucleotides long. The record is from the annotation of a GenBank genome assembly. NCBI's taxonomy places the organism in Eukaryota, Viridiplantae, Streptophyta, Klebsormidiophyceae, Klebsormidiales, Klebsormidiaceae.